Molecule: messenger RNA, 531 nt
Organism: Helianthus annuus (common sunflower)
Lineage: Eukaryota; Viridiplantae; Streptophyta; Magnoliopsida; Asterales; Asteraceae
Exons: 2
Coding region: 1-531 (176 amino acids)
Source: RefSeq, a predicted model, not a curated record
AUGGACAGCGGAGCGUCGCGCCACAUGACGGGGUCAUUGGCUCUGUUAUAUGAUGUCAAGGCAAUUAAUGGAAGCUACGUGGGGUUUGCUGGAAACCAAGGUGGCAGGAUUGUUGGUCAGGGAAAGCUUACAAACGGCAUCAUAUCUUUUGACAAAGCGUCAGCAAAUGUUUUAUUUGAUCCUGUUCACAAUAGCUGCAUUGAUUUAGAUGUUGAAAAGAAUCCUUUACUGUCAGAAUUCAGCAGCAUAUUAGAUUUUAUGAACCGAAUUCCAGUAAAGAAGGUGAUGACGGACCAAAGACCAAUUUACAGAUCACAUAUUAGCCGUUUCUGGGAGAAUGAUACGUAUGACGAGGCUAGCAAAGUGAUAUCUUCAGUGGUGGAAGUGAAUGGAAAGCAGGAAACUAUUUUGGUGACAGAAGCUUUAGUCCGUGAGGUGAUGAACUUUCCUGACGAAGCCAAUUAUCCUACGAGGUUUCCUGAACGUAUGGUGAAGGGUUUAUGCUUAGAAUGGGUUACAGAGGUGCUUUGA